UCCGACCGACACGCCGAAUCCGACUUUACGCACAGGAGAGGGCGGCCCCGGCUGCGCGUACUCGUCUGGUAAACGCUGAAAGUUACACUGACAGUCCGACUUUAUUGGGUGACGCGCAAAAAAAGACUUUGGGACAAGCCAAAAGGAAACUUAUCAUCGUCUUUUAGUCCGGACGCUGUGCAGUUUUGUCGUUUGAGUAAGAGACUGAUUCCCUAACUCAGCGCGCAACUGCCCUUAAUAAGUAUUGUAUCGGGAUCUCUCGUCUGUGUUCUGUGUUAUUGCUGCGUUUUUUCGCAAACGCAAUUUUGAAAAAUUUAAUUUGAAGUUGAAUCAGGGCAGACACAUACCGGCUAUGCAACCCGGCUGUUUGGAGACAGUGUGAAUCGUGUGAAUCACGCUCUAUAUUCAGAGCACAGUAAGAUAAUUAGAAGACAGAGAGAAAGAGAGAGAAGAGACAGAAAGCAAGAAACAGACAGCUAAAACGAGAUUUGGGACACUUUGAGCUGUGUUUGUGGGAACGUCUGCCUCUCACGUCCAGGUGUCCCGCCGAGCGGUGCGGAGUCUCCAGCUCAGGCCGGCAGCGCUGACAUGCUGCCCAAAGUCGAGACUGAAUCCCUGGGACUCUCUCGAUCGUAUGGCGAACAAGGGCACAUGCCAAGAAACAUGCAAGCCCCCCAGUUAAAAAUGAUGGACUACUCUUAUGACGAAGACCUGGACGAGAUGUGCCCCGUGUGCGGAGACAAGGUUUCAGGGUAUCACUACGGACUCCUGACAUGCGAGAGCUGCAAGGGCUUCUUCAAGCGCACCGUCCAGAACAACAAGCGCUACACAUGCAUAGAGAACCAGAGCUGCCAGAUUGACAAGACCCAGAGGAAGCGUUGCCCAUACUGCCGCUUCCAAAAGUGCCUCACCGUCGGCAUGAAGCUAGAAGCUGUACGGGCGGAUCGCAUGCGUGGCGGUCGCAACAAGUUCGGCCCAAUGUACAAACGCGACCGGGCCCUCAAGCAACAAAAGAAGGCGCUGAUCCGAGCUAACGGCCUGAAGAUUGAGGCCAUGAGCCAGGUGAUGCAGGCCGUGCCCACCGACCUCACCAUCUCAUCAGCCAUCCAGAACAUCCACUCAGCUGCCUCCAAGGGCCUUCCACUGAGCCACCACGCUGGCCACCACCCCGGUCACCACCACCACCACCACCAUCAUCAUCAUGCCACCGCCCUUCCCCCCACAGACUACGACCGCAGCCCGUUUGUCACUUCGCCAGUCAGCAUGGCAAUGCCGCCACAUGCCGGCAGCCUGCAGGGCUACCAGGCGGCCUACGGACACUUCCAGGGCACGCGCACCAUCAAGUCUGAGUACCCAGACCCGUACACCAGCUCGCCAGAGUCCAUCAUGGGCUACGCCUACGUCGAUGCCUACCAGUCAGGCUCGCCACCCAGCUUUCCCCAUCUGAUCGUAGAGCUGCUCAAGUGCGAGCCGGAUGAGCCGCAAGUUCAGGCCAAGAUCUUGGCCUAUCUGCAGCAGGAGCAGGCCAGCCGGGGAAAGCAUGAGAAGCUCAACACCUUCGGCCUCAUGUGCAAGAUGGCUGACCAGACACUCUUCUCCAUCGUGGAGUGGGCACGCAGCAGCAUCUUCUUCCGUGAACUCAAGGUGGAUGACCAGAUGAAGCUUCUGCAGAACUGUUGGAGUGAACUUCUCAUUCUCGACCACGUCUUCCGGCAGGUGGUGCACGCCAAGGAGGGCUCCAUCUUAUUGGUCACAGGCCAGCAGGUGGACUAUGCGGUGAUUGCAUCACAGGCGGGAGCCACACUCAACAACCUGUUGAGCCACGCCCAGGAGUUGGUGGCCAAACUACGCUCCCUGCAGCUGGACCAACGGGAGUUUGUCUGCCUCAAGUUCCUGGUCCUUUUCAGCCUGGAUGUGAAGAACCUGGAGAACUUCCACUUGGUAGAAAGCGUGCAGGAGCAGGUCAACGCAGCGCUGCUGGACUACGUCAUGUGUAACUACCCGCAGCAAACGGACAAGUUCGGUCAGCUGCUCCUCCGGCUGCCCGAGAUUCGAGCCAUCAGCUUGCAGGCCGAAGAAUACCUUUACUACAAACACCUGAACGGUGACGUGCCCUGCAACAACCUGCUCAUUGAAAUGCUACACGCCAAGAGAGCUUAGGAGGAGGGGAGGGGUGGGGACUGCGCUACCCACAAUGCAGCUGUAUGGACACCUUAAGAGUUUUGCUGUGGCCCAAAAACUCCCAAAUAAUGCUUUUACCAAACUCAACCUCCAGCCCAGACUUGACUGUGUGAUGAUGUGGAGGGUGGAGAGAGGAGAGUGUUGGCAACUCUUGUUUAUAUUCAGCUCAUUUUGAUGUUCAAAAUUACCAUCACAAGUACUGAUUUGAACAAACACACCUGCACAUGUGCACACACACAUAAACAGCAUAUGGAUCCCUUUAUUCCGGACAAAAAAAAAAGGAGUCUGAAAGAAGAGCCGCUUCUCCUCAACCACACAGAAAAAGACAAUAUUUAAAAAGAAAAAAAAAAGAAAAACACUUGAAACAAGCACUGCAUUUGACACUACGAGAUGGUAUCUAAUUGUCUGCACAAGCACAGACUAUCAAGACUGGCAGGCUGCAACUUAGAGAAGUAACAACCCUUGAGUGUUUUAGCGCUGGUGACACUGUUAGAGGCUUUUUGUGCUGAGAAAGGAAACUGUGUGACACCGCCAAUCUUUCAGACAGCUUCGAGACAAAAGCGGCGGUUCGUUUCAGUCGACGAUCCUCCGGUGCGCUCACUGAACUCACUGAAACCGGCUUUUAGCUGUCGUUGGUACUGUGAAGACGAACGGACAUGCAGUCAACCAGGCUAGAGACUCUUACCUGCCAUCAAGUCUGUUUUUUUUUUUUGAACUCACAUGAGACGUCUGCCACGGCAGCUUGACCUGACUGAAAAUGGAGAACUGACGGUUAAAAAACAAUGGUCUAAAAAGAAAUGUCCUUUGAUGAACAAAAUGAGAAAUAGGCCAGUAAGAAGAAAAACAUGUUUUCUGUUCUCUUGUAAUGGACGUCAUUUACUCCUUGUGGUCACCUUGUGGUUCCACCUUUCUUAUUUCACCUGCCCCAAAUCAUCUUAAACUAUGUACCUCAGAAAGACCAGUGUUAAAUAAAUUCAAUUAAUAAUGUCAGCUGCAACAAUUGUAUUUAUAGCCAUUUUUUUUUUCCAGCAAAAAAACACACCCUCCCUUUUAUUAUUUCAUCAAAACUGGAACAAAACAAAGCGUGAUUCUGGAGACGGAGAAGGAUUGACUCUGCCUUUGUCCCGGAAAGACCAAAGCCUGCUGCAGAACAGAAGAAGGAAAUUACAAAAAACCUUUAUAAUCAGUAUUAUAAGAGAAAAAAAAGAAAAAAAAAAAGAUUUGUGAUGUCACAGUUAUGUGAGUCUUGCCUUAUUUCAUUACCAUGCUAGCUAAACCGUGCAGAUGUGAAUGAAAAUAUGUACAAAUAUAUAUAUAAAGUAUUAAUGUUGUAAAAAUUUAAAAAAGAAUAAUUCAACAGGUGUUUACAUUCAUGUGGUCAUAUGGGAGAGAACUGUGAUGAAGCAUAAAUUGCAAAGCAAUGAUUUCCUAAAAAAAUGAAAUCAAUGAAAUGAAAAAAAAAAAAAAAGAUCCUUCUGGUUUUGCUUUUUUGGUGUGUGUACAGUGUUUUAUUUUUUAUUUGUUUUAAGCAGUACUUAAAUUAUGUCGUGAGACACUAAAAUCAAAAAGGAAUCACACUUAAAAUAUUAAUUUCUAUCUGUGUCUGCUGGCUUUCAAACAUUUGUUCCUUAUGUAUUGCUGUAAAAGGGUUCCGUUUCACUUUCAAUCUUUUUUUUUUUUUUUUUUGUAGAACUUUUUUUCUUUAUUAUUUACAGUGCUUUUACCUUUUUGAUGUACAGUAUGUCACUGGUUACGCUUAAUAAUGAAGAUAAUUUAUUGCGUCUCUGGGUUUCCAUCUUUGUGUUACAUGACGUGAGGUGUCCGCGCCAGAAUAAAUUUGUUUACUGUAGCAUGUUCUUGUUUUGUUUCCACACGUAGUUCUGAGAUGCAGGUCUGGAGCAAAAAUAACAGGCUUUCAAAAAAAAAAAAAAAAGAAAAAAAAAAAAAGAAGAAAAAUCACCACAAUUUUUUGUCUUUUAAAUGUUAAUGCAAGUUUGAGUCUGUACAUUGAAAAGAGUAUUGUAUUUAAGUGAGUAGGUGUGAAAGAUGUUUGUGCUGCAUUCGUUUUUCUUACUGAAUUCCAACCUGCAUCGUUGCUCUGUCCACUUUGCUCUUAUACCAAAGACUGCAUCUUUCCCCUGUGAGCUGUGACUUCUGGUAUUGUGUCCAAAAUGAACAAAAACUGGCUUGUUUUCUUUUUAGAUUUUACCACUGUCUUAAAAGUUUGGCAUCCUAAAUUAUCCUCAUUUGGAGUUCUUCACAUGUACAGUAGUUGUUGUUACUGUUUUUUCAAAAUGUUCUCAAAACUUGCCUCCAACAACAACCUGGGGUAUUUGUUUACCUGUCGACAUUUUGUUAAUUAAGUCAUAGAAUGAUCAAAAGUCUGUCAACGGCUUGUUUAAUGUUCAAAAAAAAAAAAAUUCUCUUAAAUACCAUGUCAUUAAGCUGUUAAUGAUCCUAAACUCCACUUUUUGACAUCCUCGUUAAUUGUGUGUAUUGAUCAGACAAUCUUUUAUUACUUUCUGAAUUUCUGUGUUUAGGUUCUGCAGCUGCCUUGGACUUCCUAUAACAUACAGGCGAACUCCAUAUGACAUGCAAUCAUGCACAUUAACGUGGUCAUUGCAGAAGUCCCAUUUUUUACUUCAUGUUUGUUAUAAUACUGCUGAAGUCCUGCUCCACCUCCGAGCGGAGUUUGUUUGAAGAUAAAGCUUGAUGAAAAACAGUCAUCUGUCACUUCACUAGUCUGAAAUCCAGCUGUUUGCUUUACAACAAACUAACCUGUAGCUUGAGAGCAACUGUCAGGACAGACUUGAUUGCAGGAUACUUUAACGAGGACUUUAACAAUGACUACUUUGUGCAUUCACCUGCUUGUGUACACUGUCAACACAUGGAUACACAAAACAUCCAAAUGCUAUUUUCCUUCCGCUUGUCUAUGACCUUUUUCCCCCCCUUUGCUGACAUGCUGACUUCCCCUGUCACAUCGCUACCUGGUCCCGGGGAGUGUCUCUCUGAGGCUAAUUGAAUUUUUCCUCAUAUUUCAAUAAAUAAUUAUUAUGCUUA
Thunnus maccoyii (southern bluefin tuna) is the source of this 5241-nucleotide messenger RNA. RefSeq names its product nuclear receptor subfamily 5, group A, member 2 (gene nr5a2). The record is from RefSeq and is a predicted model, not a curated record. Gene Ontology annotation, cellular component: RNA polymerase II transcription regulator complex. The transcript has 7 exons. NCBI's taxonomy places the organism in Eukaryota, Metazoa, Chordata, Actinopteri, Scombriformes, Scombridae. Gene Ontology annotation, biological process: tissue development; hormone-mediated signaling pathway; regulation of transcription by RNA polymerase II. Gene Ontology annotation, molecular function: nuclear receptor activity; RNA polymerase II cis-regulatory region sequence-specific DNA binding; zinc ion binding. Bases 589 to 2160 code for a protein of 523 amino acids.